This is a messenger RNA of Alosa alosa (allis shad), 3618 nucleotides long. Its product is annotated as cell surface glycoprotein 1-like. The transcript has 5 exons. Bases 214 to 2880 code for a protein of 888 amino acids. The record is from RefSeq and is a predicted model, not a curated record. Lineage: Eukaryota; Metazoa; Chordata; Actinopteri; Clupeiformes; Clupeidae.
CCCUCCUUUUUCUUUAUGUUUUAGCUCCAAGACCCUCUGCUGUUCCUAAACCCACCACUACCAGGACCGCCAGGCCUCCAGGGGUCCCUGCCUCUCGUCCCACUUCCACAGCGGCGUCUGGGAGAGCAGCUGCCGUAGCGACGAGGCCGCCUGGCGCUUCAGCUCCCUCUGGCGGUAGCUCCACAUCUGGAGCAGCGGCCGGACCUAAGAGAGAUGGCGCUAAACCCGCCCCAUCUGCUGCCAGGAAGCCCUCAGCUGCUGCACCUGCCGGCCGUGCCCCUCCUGCCACCUCCAGGACUGCCCCCCUCCACCACCACCACAGCCCCCCCUCGCAGCACCUCCGCGUCCCGAGCUCCUCCCCCUUCCCGAUCUGCCACCAAGACCACUGCAAGAGCUGCUUCCGCUCCUAGAGCUCCUGUUGCAGCAGGUACCGCUCCUAGAGCUCCUGCUGCAUCAGGUUCCGCUUCUAGAACUACAGCUGCAGCAGGUUCCACUUCUAAAACUACAGCUGCAGCAGGCUCUGCUUCGAGAAGUACAACAGGCUCCGCCUCUGCUAAAGCCCACCCCAAUGUUAGCUCCACCUCCAAAGCGCCUAAUUCAGGCCCCGCCUCCUCUGCCAAAGCCACGCCCUCCAAGGUGACCCAACCCAGGAGCCUGCAGGGCACGCCCCAGAGGCGUGUCAUGGCCAGCCCCCGCCCCACCUCAUUGGCCGCCGCACCGCCCGCGGGCUCCAAGCGGGGCUCUAAGCCCACUCAGCCCGUGCCCCCAUUGGCCCUCAACGGCAAGCCCGCAGGGAAGAGACCCGCCCAGCCCCCCGACACCAAGGCCCCCUCGGCUGGACCGGCACACAUCGCUGAGAUAACCGCUGCUGCGGCGACAAGCAUCACCGUAGCAGCAGUAGCGGCAGCAGCUUCCUCGGGCCUGGAAAAGGCUCCUGCUGAGGUGCAGCCAGAGGUGCAGUCUGCAGAUGCACCACUAGGGGGCAUUAGCUCUGCUGUAGAUGAAGAAGCAGCAGUAGAAGAAGAAGAAGCAGCAGCUGGGGUCUCUGGCCCCCCCAGUCCCACUCGCCCCCCACAGGAGCCCUCCAGCACUCUGGCACAACAGGAGCAGCAGACGGAUGAGGACGCUCACCUGACCGGAGAGCCGCACACUGGGAAGGAUGCGUCCUCACCCCAAAGGGAACACACUGGAAAGGAUGCGUCCUCACCCCAUAAACACACUGGGAAGGAUGCGUCCUCACCCCAAAGGGAACACACUGGGAAGGAUGCGUCCUCACCCCAAAGGGAACACACUGAGAAGGAUGCGUCCUCACCCCAAGAACUGCAAAAUGCUGGUCAGCCCCAAGAGCCGAUGUCUGUUGAGGACGCUUCCGUGACCAUGACCUUUGACCCCUCCCGAGCUGCCUGUGAGCAGGCCCCCAGUUACCCUGACCUGUCCUCCGCCACCACCAGCAGUAACCAUGACGACGAGGAGGAGGAGCAGGAGGAGGAGGAGGAAGGCGGCAGCCAGCAGGUGUCUCUCUCGGACAUGAGCGGGACCCAGCCCACCGAGGAGGCGGUUGCCGAGGGGGAGGGGUCUCGUCCAGGGUCCUCCCUCUGGCACGCAGCGGCGGGAGCAGCGGCUGCUGCGGCGGCGGACUCUGAGGACGGCAGCUGCAGCCAGCAGGGCCUGCUGGAGGGCACGGAGAGCACAGACGACCUGGGCGCCGACGCCAGCCUCAAGGGCCCCGACGACCUUGCGCCCUCCGCAGGCUCGCCCGACUCCGAGAGGGUCCCCGAGCUGCGCGCCGACGAGGACGACGAGGAGGUCGACGACGAGGACGACGAGGAGGACGAUCGCGUGUGCGACAUGGAGGUGGGGUCGGAGCGGGCGGACGGGCCUCCGCGGCGGCAGGGCGAGGAGGAGGAGGAAGACGAGGACGUAGAGAUGGCCAGCGAGCCCGUGACUGAGAGCGGGCUGGAGAGCUACGGCAACGAGGUGGACGACGACGACGACCAGGACUUCCCCGACGACGACCACUUUGACAACCUGGAGCAGCUGCCCCCGGGCUCCCAGAUGCCCCAGCCCUGGGGGAGCCACCCCUGGACCCAGCCCCAUGCCCACCCCCUGCCCCACCCCAGCAGCCCCAGCCCAGAGCCCCUGGAGCCCCCCACCCCCACCCAGGAGCUCCCCGCCGCCCUCCGACCCUGCUCCUCCACAGCCCUCGCGGGGCAGGUGCACGAGCUCCUUCUGGCCACUCCUCUGACCCCCUCCGCGCUUCCCGACAUCAUCCCGGCAACCAACCUCUGCUGGAGGGAGCCGCUGCAACCAGCAGCGCUCCAGACGCCCGGCUCUCCCGUCUCCUCGGCAACGGAGGACGAGACGAGCGACACGGAGGGCGAGAUGUUGCUGGACGAGCCGGUGGCCGCGGUGGCAACGGUGGCGGCGGUUGCUACGCAGGAGCAGCAGGCCGCGCCCCUCCCCGUCCUGGAGGAGAGCGAAGAGCCGGCCACCCCCAGCGCCUGCCCGGGCUUGCUCUCCCUGGAGGAGCCGUCGUCGUCGACCGCCGAGAAGGAGGAGGAGCCUAAAGGGGCGUCGAGCGUCCACGCGGUGGAGGAGGGAGCGUUGGAGCUGGCGCCCCUCAGCCUGGAGCAGGAGGGCUACAUGCAGUGCGGCGCGCCCCACGCAGAGCGGCCUGAGCUGGGCAAGGCCCUCGAGGAGGAGUCCCUGGAGCCUGGGGCGGGGCUGGAGGGGUUUCUCCAGCUAUGCCCCGCCCCCAUAUUAGGCCAUGCCUCCCCUGUCUUCCACAAGCCCCACCCCUUUGAGGAUGCUAACCCGUCCCAGCCGUACUUCGCCACCUUCGGGGAGAAGAGUGAUGACUCGCUGGCAGGUAACGCAUAAGCUACACAUGCAAAUCAGACCCCUUUAGCAUUAAACCCUACACCUCCUUCUGAUCUCUCCUUCUGAUCUCUCUCUCUCUCUCUCUCUCUCUCUCUCUCUCUCUCUCUCUCUCUCGCACCGUAGAGAGAAUCUGAUUGAAAAAGAUUGACAUGGGGAAAAAAACUGAAUAAGAAGGGGUGAAGGUGAAAGACUGAACCCAGCUGUGUUCUUACGCUAUGGCAACGCUCAGCCGUGUUCUUUCCUGUGUGCUAAAUGCUCUGCGCUGUCAGCAGUGCUAUGGCAACGCUCUCUUGUGUGUGCAAUGGCUGCAGUGGACUCUUAGAAUGGACGGUUGGGAACGGAAACUGUGUUUUUGUUUACUUGUUUGUUUGUUUGUUUGUUUCCUGAUCUUUUAUAAUGAGUGUUAUGAGCAGACAGAGCUGGUGUGGGUUGGGUUGGACAUUGGGCUGGGAGGCUGGAGUGAUCCUGUUGAGCUGAUGGAUGUUGCUAAACUUUGCACAAAAAAAAUCAAAACCGCUAUUGCACUUUAGGGGGUGGUGUAAACCCUCCCACUGACACACGGACAUACAUAUACACAUACGCACGCACAUACUAACGGAUACACACACACACACACAGACUUAAGCACACACAGGCGCACACACCUCUGUGAUGUCAUCUGCUGGUCUUUGUCAAUGUCUCCCUCCUGCACUGCAACUGUCUGAGUGUGAUGGAAUAAUAAUAAAGGUGUUGUGUUUA